GUGACGGUGAAGUUCAAUUCAAACAUAAUGAUUAUAUCUCGCAUUUUGGGAACCCCUUACGAUAGCACAUAAAAUUUUCUGCAUAUUGUUACACUGCGUGUGUUUGCCACUUUGCCCCCUCACACCUCAUCCACCUGUCCACCUCUUCAAACCGCACCUACCACAACUCGUAACCCCACUAAUUUCUAGUAUCUAGUAGUCGUCAACUGAUAAGUUCAAUAAAUUUUCAAUUUAAAAAUCUCAAUAUUCUGAACCUUGAAUAGAAAUAGAAAUUAUUAUGUGCAAGUACAUGGAAUGCUUUUCGUAACGUUUCUAAAGCUAUUGUGAUAAAGGCAUGAUUUAGUUGUUGGUUCUGACCAAUUCCACCAAGAUUGGAUCAAUCAUCGUGUUACAUGCUUGUAGUACAGUGAUCCAUUCAAUAUGUUCAAAAAACUAAAGGAUAAAAUCGCCGAAGAGGUGAAACAGUCACCUUUGAAAAAUAUACCGUCAAUGCAACAGUUAACACAGGUGAUGACAAACAAUAGUUCCUUUACUAGCGAAAUUAACGAUGUCAUCGAAGAAGAAACCGAUCAAACGAGGGAAUUAGCUGAAGUAAACACCACGUCAGAAUACGACAGUUCUUUCACAACGGUUGAUUUGAAAAGUCCAACUCCUCCACGAAAUCGUCGUUUGUCAUCAACUUCAUCAAUAGCUAGCGAUCUCUUUCUUACGUACGACUUUACCCCAAAUCGAUAUAACUUACAGUCUGAUUUAGAAUCAAAUAGUGAAUUUGAUGAUGGCAGUUCUAUUCAUCAAUUUAAUAAUAUCACGAAAGAGAAUCUUUACGAGAAAUAUCGAAUUAUGUUACAAAAGUAUCACAAAUAUCGUGGUAGAUUUGUAGAUUUACAAAAGUACUGUAAAGAGCUUCAACGUGAAAACAAUAAAGCCAAAAACGUCUUGACAGAGUCGCAAGAUAAAGCUAUUAGGAGGAUAACCGAGUUGAAAGAACAAUGCACACUUGAACAAGAAGCGAAAGCUCAUCUUGAAGAAGCACUGAGAAGUGAACUUGAAGAAAAAGAUCAUCUUAUAGAAACUUUAAAUACAAAAAUAGAACUGCUGAAAGGUGGUAAGGACUGUGAUCAAAGUAGCCAAUUAUUAGAAACUUCCAAUUCAGUCUCGGAAUCUAUGAAUUCCGAUGCAGAAAAUUUGAAAAAUAAAAUUAAAUCUUACGAAGCUCUUCUCAGUAAAGCGAAAGAUAGCCUAACACAAAAAAGCACACAAAUUCAAGAAUUGAAUAUUAAAAUCGAUUCCGAUCGGCAAGCCUACGAGAAAAAGAUAUCGAAACUAGAACUUGACCUAAAAAAUUCUAAUGAACGAAUUACAAGUCUACAAAAAGAAAUCGAUUUAAUGAGAAGAAAAGAAGAAGAAUCUGCUUUAUCUUUAGCGGAAAAUAAAUUAGCUGUGCACAAAGAACUUGAAGCUAAAGAAAUGCUAAUUAGAAACUUGGAAAAUAAAAUCUUCGAAUACGAGAAAGAAACAAAGAAACUGAGAGCGAAACACGAAGUUGAACCAUCAGACGAUAAUUCUUCCGAAGAGAUGAAGAAAUUGCAGAAAGAAUUAGUCAAGUUUAAAACAGAUCUUGAAGAAACUCGAACUCUUAGAAAUAAUGAUUCAGCUCUUCUAAAACAGAAAGACGCUUUAAUCGACGAAUUUCGAGCAACUGUCAACAGUUCGAAUGAAGAAUUAUUCAAGCUGAAAAAAGAACUUCAGAAUUUUGAUCUUCAAGUAAUUAAUAAAAAAAGUUCAGAAAAAGACGAUAUUGCGAAAGAAUUAGAGCAAAGUCAAAGUACUAUAAAGAAAUUAGAAUUAUCAUUUUCCAAGAAGCAUAAGGAAUUCAGUAAUUUCCGUUCGGAAAAAGAAUUGCAAGUUUCUCAAUUGGAAGAACAACUCAACAAUCUGAACGAAAAGUUGAUUAGUGCGCAAACUGAGCUGGCCGAGAAAGAUCUCUUAUUGAGUAAUUUAAAAGCUGACUUUGACAAGGUCAAAUCUACAACGCAAAACGGCGAGAACGAAAAAGUAAUUGAAUUAGAGAAAACUUUGCUAGCGACAAAAGACCAGUAUUCGAGAGAUAAAAAAAAUCGUGAAGAAAUCGAAACCAACUUAAAAGCUGAUAAAAUUGUUCUGGAAGAAAUUGUAAAAAAUACUCAGAACGAAUUGAAGUCUCUUCAAGUUGAAUUUCAAAACGCUACCAAAAAAAUUGCCGAUUACGAACAACAACUGAAAUCGGGGCAAGACUCUAAACAGCAAGUAAUCGACUUGAACGAACGAUUGGAAAGAUUGACUAACGACUUGAAUAAAACCAAGCAGUCUGAGCAAGGCGUGUCUGAAAAAAUGGCUACCUUGUUGGAGCAGAUCAACGAUCUCAAGGCUAAAGAAGAUGAGCAUUUGAUUGAGAACAGAAAGUUGAAAGAUACGAUUAAAACAUUGAAGAUAUUUGAAAAUGAAACGAGAAAGUUGAAAGAAACUUUGCUCCGUAAAAAUGAAGAAAUCGAUAAACUAAAAGCUCUUGAACAACAAAUAAGUAGAAUGCAUGAAGAGUUACUCUCCAAAGAAAAGACCAUUGGUGAUCUUGCAAAAUUCGAACAUGAAGUGAAAACCUUGAACUUAGAAUUAGCCUCGAAAAAUGAAAUAAUACGUGAGUUGGAGAAUUCUAAGAAAGAUAUUGUUUCUUUGAAAGUAGAAUUGGAUUCCAAGAAUGAAAUUAUCAAGAAACUUAGUGAAUACGAAACUGAAGUCGAAUCGUUGAAAGAACAACUCCUCACGAAAGAUAGUUCAAUCGAAAGCUUGAAAAUUUUCGAAAAUCAAGUAAAAACCUUGACUGAAAAUUUAUCUUUGAAAGAUAAAGAAAUUGAGAGCUUAAAAUUAUCAGAAAGUGAGAAAUUAUCCUCGAUUAGUGGUAAAAUCGAAGCUUUGAAUAGUGAAAUUAAAUCUAAAAAUGCUGAAAUCGAAAGACUGAAAGUUUUUGAAAACGAAGUAAAAUUUUUAAAUGAACAACUGAAUUCCGAAAACGAAGCUGUUGAAGAGUUGAAAAAUCUCAACGACGAAAUAAAAUCCUUAAGUGAAGAAGUACUCGGUAAAAGUUCUGAAAUUCAAAAAUUCGAACAUGAAAUUAAGUCAUUGAAUGAAAAAUUAUCAUCCAAAGAUAAGUCGUUGGAAAAACUAGAAACCUAUAAAAACGAAUUGAAAAUUUUGAACGAAAAAUUACGUGAUAAAAAUCAACAAAUCGAAAAAAUGAAAGGGUUUGAAAGCAGGAUGAAAUCUCUCGAAGAUGAUAUAAAAGCUAAAGAAGAGGAAAUUUCAAGUUUGAAAAAAAUUCAAAACGAGGUUAAAUUAUUAAACGAAGACUUGCAUUUGAAGAAUGAAACAAUUGAAAACCUCAAACAACAAAUAAAAUCAUUGAAUGAUAGCUUGCUUGAUAAAGUUCAAGAACUCGACACUCUGAAAACGUUUGAAAACCAAUCUAAAGAAUUACAAACGAAAAUCGCAGAGCAAUCCGAAGAAAUGAAUCGCAUCCUGGAAUCACAUUCGAAUGAAAUUCUUUCGUUAACGAAAACUUCGUCUCAUAAAGACACAGAAAUAGAAAAUUAUAAAUCAGAAAUCAGCCGUCUAACUGAGAUACUUGAUCCUACAAAAAAAGAAAUCAUGCAAUUACGAGGAGAACUCGAAAAUCAAACUUCAAAAUACGAAAACUUAUUCGAACAACGUACUACCUUGGAUAAUUCUCUCAAGUCGAACGAAUCCAAAUUCGAAUCGUAUAAAAAGCAGUCAGCAGCUGAAAUCGAGCGUCUGAAGGCUGAAAAUCUGUUUCGCGAGAAAGAAUACGCAGAGUUGAAAUCUACCUUCGACGACGUUAAGCUUCAACUCGAAGAGCUCGAUAAUUUACGUAACGUUAAUAAAAUGUUGAUGUCUAAAGAUAAUCAAAGCUGCGAUAAAAUUGAUCAAUUGAACACCGAAUUAGGCCGCCUGAAUAGUGAGAAUAAAAGAUUACAAGAUCAACUAGAUCUGCUUAACGUCGCUUUGAAAAACACCGAAAAUAAAUUAGAAAAUAUUCAAAAAGGACAUCUCAUUAAUGCCCAAUCCAAUGAUUCAGUUUUGCUCGGCGUUCAGAACAAAGUUUCUCAAUUAAAAAGUGAUUACAUGAAAAUGCAGUAUGAUUUAAAACAUGAUAUUAGUAUUUUAAAACAAUAUUGUUGCGAUUACAAAGAAGAUAUUUAUACCACAAGUAAUAAAAUAAUUCAAAAUCAAAUCAUCUCGAUCGCUGAUACGGAAAAUAAGUUGAGAGAUUUAACUAGUCAAUUUGAUGUCUGUAAAAGUGAGAAUAAUUCGUUGAAAAACGAUAAAAAAGAACUACUCAUCAAAGUUAACGAUUUGUCCAAUUUAUUAAACAAACUGGAGAAGAAAUUAAACGAUCAAGGAAAUAUUGAAGAGUAUCGCAAAAAUCUGAAAAAUUUAGAGGAUCGUCAAGACGCUGAAAUCAGGCAGAUCACUUUCGACUACGAAACGAAAUUGAAGCAAAAGGAGAAAGAGUACGAGAUAUUGGAGAAUAAGUUAUUCAUGAUCAGCGACGAAGAGAAUGCUUUCGCUAUGGAGGAAAAUCAUCAAAUUAUAAAAUCGCUUCAAGAAGAAAUAUCGCAGAAGAACGAGGCCUACGAAAAGCUGUUCGAAGAACAUGGACAACUCGAGCAGAAAUUCAACGGCGAGAAAGAUGAAUUGAAGAAAUCUUACGAAAAUGAAAUCAAACAAAAUGAUAGAAAAUGGAGAGCUUGUUUAGAUAAAAUGUUGUUGGAAGUGGAAGAUAAAUAUAAAGAUGAAAUUAACGAAUUAACCAAAGAAUGGUCGAAAGAUAGAAAGUCUGACCUUAAAAUUUGGCAAAAUGAAAAUAAUAAUUUAGAGCAAACCAGUUUCCUAAAAAAUGAGAGCGAUAAACCUGAAUCCGAGUCCGAGCCAAAUCUUAUUCCUCGUGAAGAAGUUUCGCCUGAGUUUUUGGAGAACACCGCCAAUAAAUCUGGUGAUUCUGAAGCUCUAAAGAAACAAGUGCAAGUACUCUUCAAUGAAUUGAAUACUUAUAAAAAAUUGCAUAGAAAAGAUGAUCUUUCUUCCUGUAACAGUUCUCGUUCUGAUAUUGCCUUUGAUGAUCCGGUGAAUAUGGAACAUUUACGUAAUAUUCUAUACAAAUACAUGAUGGGCAUCGAACAAUCGGCUGCUGCUCGUGUUUUAGCUGAAAUUGUGAAAUUCGAUAAUGAGCAAACCCGGCAAAUAUUGGAUAAAGUUAAACCGAAAAGAUCAUCUGUGCAGGUCAAGAGAAACGAAUCACCCGCUGGAUUGAUGGCAAAUUUUCAAAAUAUGAAUCCACUGUUUAAUCCCUCAAUGUACCCGAUUUUACUGCUCGCCCUGAAAAAUAAAUUCAGAUUUAAUCCACUGAGAAUCAAAGAACCCUGACCCAAAUUAAUUUGAACGUAGUCUGAAUUAGAUGAAGUAGUAUACCUUUCUAGUGAGGAAGUAGUACGAGUAUGUCCAUUUUUCUGCGAAUUUUGUUGUUUGCCUUCAAUCUCCCUGCCAAGAUGCCAAAAUCACCACCUGAUAUGAUGAAUUUUUUUGAGGUAUUUUGAAAUGAACCUAUAAGUAUUAUCAAGUACGCUUCAUAUUGUACUUGAAUCACCUGUCUACGUCUAAUCCCUGUUUAAUAACUUUCACUGUAAUUAAAAUAUUCGUUAACUAGAUUAUUAGAAUUAUUUUUCAUGUUUUUCGUUGUCCCUGUCCGCCAAUGAUUUCAUUUUGUUAAUCUUGUCUGAUGUAAAUUUUAAGAAAAAUGGCUGUGUAUUUCGUAUUACAAACAUUCCAUUAAGUUAAUCAUUUUAACCGUUAUUUUGUGCUUUUUUGUUGUACCUUAUUUAUUUUAUUUUUUUCCAAUUUUUAUUACGUACGAUACAUAUACCUACCAAAUGAAAGUGCAAAUAUAUUCAUAAUUAAUCGUU
Messenger RNA from Planococcus citri (citrus mealybug), 6014 nucleotides. Its product is annotated as golgin subfamily A member 4-like. The record is from RefSeq and is a predicted model, not a curated record. Gene Ontology annotation, cellular component: Golgi apparatus. The transcript has 18 exons. Gene Ontology annotation, molecular function: small GTPase binding. Gene Ontology annotation, biological process: Golgi vesicle transport. NCBI's taxonomy places the organism in Eukaryota, Metazoa, Arthropoda, Insecta, Hemiptera, Pseudococcidae. The coding region runs from base 421 to 5478 and encodes 1685 amino acids.